AUUUCUCCUUACCCCCGCCAACACUGCACCCCUCCCCUCUCACUUCCACUGCACAGAGUAAAUCCAGAGCCUGCAGUGCCUCAUCGCGCCAACCCAAAAGAUCCAUAAGAGGAAAUAGUAAAGUCCCGGCUUCUGAAAGAAGACAAAAGGACCAAGCUGCAAGGCAGGGAGGGCAGCUGAAAUAAAAAAAGAAAGAAGCCUGCACUGGACAAGUGAGCAGGCAGGGGGGGUCAAGUAAGUGAGAAAAAAAAAUCAUAGGAAAAAAAAAUCACCUUCAGCAGAGCACCAGCUGGUCCCGAGCUUGAAAGCAGAGAGAGGAGAGGGAAGAGGGGCCGGACAGCAAACAGGAGCAGAGAAAAGUGACUGGAAUGAUAAGAUGAGAAGCAGGCAUGUGCUGCUGAAGCUUUUUCUUAAUGAGGCCCUUCUGGAAAUCGUGCUCGUGUUGUGGCUGGGGUCGCGUGUCCUGGCCGUGUGCCCCUCCAUGUGCUCCUGCAGCCACAGCCACAGGGAGGUCGACUGCUCAUGGAGGGGUCUGAGACUCUUGCCCGAUGGCCUGCAGCACAACCUGCGCUCCCUUAAUCUGUCCCACAACCGGUUUCAGAACCUGGACGGUCAGCUCACGGCGUACACUCAUCUCCGCAUCCUUGAUUUGUCCCACAACCGGCUCAACCAGCUGCCCGUGGAUUUGCCUCGUUCCCUCUGGCAGCUCUACGCCGCCUCCAACCGCAUCCAGCAGCUGGAUAAGAAUGACACAGUCUACCAGUGGAACCUGCGUAUGCUUGACCUUUCCCAUAACAAGCUGGAGAGGGCCACCUUUAUCAACAACACAUUGAUCAAGCUGUGCACACUCAACCUGAGCCACAAUCACUUCUGGACUUUGCCCACCAACCUGCCAAUAAAUCUGGAGACUAUUGACCUGUCCCACAACUUGCUUGUGAAGGUGCUGCCAGACUCUCUAGACCGUCUCCCCAGACUGACUCACUUCUACCUGCAUGCUAACCGCUUCACCACGCUGCCCUUUGGAGUGUUGGACAAGACGACCUCACUGAGAGUCAUCACAUUGGGCGACAACCCCUGGGCCUGCCACCUUUAUGCAGACACCGCCUACUUAGUCUCCUGGACUCAGCGUACAUCUGCACGUGUCCUGGGCUGCCCCUGCCACACCCAGCCUGUCUGUGGACGGGUACGUCCGGGCAGGACUGGAGGGUGGCACUUCGCCUCCUACAACUUGCCCCCUCUGGCAGCAAGCGCCCAGGAUCUGAGCUCCUCACCCCCUGAGGCCAGUGUCACCGGAUGGUGGUACUUUACUGUUUCUGCUCUGCUGAGCACUCCACACACCCCUAAAGAGACUCUGAACACGCAGGCCCACACAUCCACACCCACCCUGACAUCCAGAACCAUAGGCACCCACCUAACCAUUAAUCACCUUUCUGCGACUGCAGCUGACAUAGAUUCCUAUCUCGUCCCUGACACAAAGGGAACGUCACCCACUGACUCAUUCCACGCCGCUGACACAUCCGCUUCUUCUGACACAAGUCUCAUUACUGAAAAAUCCAUCAGAGAUGACAUGCGGCUGGCCACAGACCAAUUCUUUACAACAGAGAGUCCCUACAUCCAAACAAAGAAAACAACCACUCUUCGCACCAGGAGCGUGAGGAGACAGAAUCAGUCCCCUCCUCGCGGCAUCAGCAACAGCAGCUCGACUCUUGCUGCCUGUUCAUUACUUUGUUUCCUUUACAACCUGGGGCUCCUGUCUCUCAUUCUGCCUCAGCUCCUCUGAAACACUAACACCUAUAAAGGUAUAGCACAAACAAUUAAAACACACACACAUAAGACUACUGACUGUUGGUGGACUGUUAUGUUUGUAUAUUACCAGUUUCUUUGGCUUUCUUUGGUCAUUUACGAUACAAAUGACAGGCUUUAUGAUGGUUUGUGCUUCCCUGCAUAUGAUGCGACUUUUCUAAUUGUAUGUCAAAAAAACCCCAACAAUUUAACUUUUCUAAUAGGACUUUUUACGAGGCUCUCCUCAAAUGCAGCUGACUAAAAAAAUGAGAAAAAAACAUUGUAAUGAAUAUAGCGAAGCACAUGAUGGCACUAUACAUUCAGGUAGCAGUUUGUUAUGUAAGUGGAUGCAUGGUGUUCAGCUACAGUCUAUUUCAAGGCUAACCAAGGUGCUCUUCAUUGCACAUUAUGACCCACAAAUUAAUAUGCUCCUUUUUAUUUUAAUGCAUUUUUGUACAUUGCCUGGAUUUGACUGUUGACUUGUUGUGUUGGUUUUUCUGUUUUCAUAUUGUUUUUUCUCCAUUUUAGUCAUUUUAUAUUGUUGUUUUUUGAUGGUUUGGCCUACAAAAAGAUCUGAUUCACAAAAUCUCACUUUAUUUUUUUAAAAUAUUUUUUUCCCCCCAGUUUCAAUAGAUGUCCUUGAUGCCUGCCUGCUUUUUAAAUCAUCUUUUCUAGGGAUAAACUGCACACAUGAAAUCGGUCACGACAUGUUUGUGGUAGGAAACAGAGACUCUGUGGAGCAGAGGGCAAACAAAUGGACAACGUUGCGUCACUGCACUUAACAAACUCCGAGUGCCAAGGACCGCUUCUGUAUUUUGAUCACAUCUCAGACUUAAGUGUCCUUCAUGAUUCAGUGACGCUCGUGAAAAUUAUCUGCAUGGUGAUUGAACGUUCCAGGAAUGCUAACUUACUGCUGUAUUGCUGCAGAGCAUUAAAAGCACAGACAUUUUAAGCUUAUUUGUAUGUAAUGCUAAGAUAUUCAAAUCUUGAUUGCGUUAAACAGCAGUGAUGUACCAACCAACGGAUUUUUACAUUUCAGUGAUGUAUUUGCAUAUGGAACCUAAAGGUGCCAAAACAGUAAGAACUGCAUCACAGCAGGUUGCGUUUGAUAAAGUAAAGAAGAACUAGUGCCAGGGAAUUUCAUUUCUUGUUGGGUGCUACUGCAAGGUGAUUUCUGCGAAGUUAAAUAAAACGUGAUCUAUUUA
This is a messenger RNA of Acanthochromis polyacanthus (spiny chromis), 2987 nucleotides long. RefSeq names its product oligodendrocyte-myelin glycoprotein-like. The record is from RefSeq and is a predicted model, not a curated record. Lineage: Eukaryota; Metazoa; Chordata; Actinopteri; Pomacentridae. Gene Ontology annotation, biological process: neuron projection regeneration. Gene Ontology annotation, molecular function: protein binding. The transcript is spliced from 2 exons. The coding region runs from base 377 to 1780 and encodes 467 amino acids.